Oenanthe melanoleuca is the source of this 4887-nucleotide messenger RNA. It is a transcript of the gene KLHDC7A, whose product is annotated as kelch domain containing 7A. The transcript has a single exon. NCBI's taxonomy places the organism in Eukaryota, Metazoa, Chordata, Aves, Passeriformes, Muscicapidae. Gene Ontology annotation, molecular function: protein binding. The record is from RefSeq and is a predicted model, not a curated record. Bases 443 to 3022 code for a protein of 859 amino acids.
CCCUGAAUUAAUUAAUCACUGAAUCAAGCGCUGAAUUCGUCACCCGGCCGUGCGGCGGAGCAGCUGCUCGGCAUCAGCCCAAAGGGCUCCGGGCCGCUGCUCCCUCCCUUUUCCGGGAGCACCGAGGGACGAGGAGACUUUCCUGGGCAGAACAACUGUUUUUUUUUUUCUUCCUCCUCCUUUUUCGUUGCGUGACCCUUUUCCAAGCGCCGCGAAGGAGAAGCAGCUCCCCGGGGAUGUUUUUCUUUGCCCGAGCCUCUCUCUCUCGCGGUUUCCCUGGGCUGCACCUUUCCCUGGAGCCCGGCCCAUCCCAAACAUUCGCGGCUCCUCCGGAAACCUCCCGCCAGCUCUGCCCGCUCAAAGUCACCUUGUCCCAACCCGCCGCGCUCCGGCCUCUCCCGGCAAAUCAUUAAUCGGCUCCUCGGCAUUCCCGCGUGGAAAAAUGCCCCAGCGGGUGCCCCCGGCCUGGCACUCGGACAUGCAGCUGCCCGGGAAGCUGCUCCUGUCGGCGGCCGCGCUGCUGCUCCUGUCCCUGGCCUUCAGGUUUUACAGGAACCGCUCCCCUCCCCCGGGAAAAAUCCCGCCGGGAGAGCAGCGGGAAAGCCGGGAUGGGGACGGGGAAAAGCGGGAUGGGGAUGGGGAAAAGCGGGAUGGGGAUGGGGAAAAGCGGGAUGGGGCUCUGAGGAGGAGAAGGGACGGUGGGGACAAAUCUGGGAAUGGCCUCGGGAUGCGGCACGCGGCUCUCCGGGGGGAGAAGAGUUUUCCAAGGAGUGAGGAGGAGGAGGAGGAAGGAGAGGAGGUGGGUUCGGAGCUGGUGAUGAUUCCCAGGAAAGCCCCGCUCGGACAGACCAGGACAGGGAGGGAGGUGGGAACUAAACUGGGAUGGAAGUUGGGAAUUAAAUCAGAAAGCGGAGCAGGGGUUGAGCUGGGGAAUGAUCCCGGGAGCAGGACGGGAAGCGAGCUGGGAAAAGAGCCGGGAAGCAAAUCGGGAAAUAAUCCAGGAAGGAAGCCAGGAAGCAAAUUGGUAAUGGAGCCAGGAAAUGAGCCGGGAAGCGAGCAGGAAAAUGAGCCGGGAAUCGAGCUGGGAAAUAAAUUGGGAAUGAAGUCAGGAAUGGAGCUGGGAAGUGAGCAGGGAAGCGAACCGGGAGGCAAAGUGGGAAGUGAGCUGGGAGGCAAGGCAGGAGUGGAGGUGGGAAGGGAGCCGGGAAUUUCUCUGGAAAGCGAGGUGGGAAGCAAGGCAGGAGACAAGCUGGGAAGCGAUCUGGGCUCCCACGGCCCCGGGGCCGAGGCCGCAGCCCGGGGCAGCCCCGCGGGGAGGGACAGGGACAGGGACAGGGACGCGGCCGCCCCGAGCUCCGGGGGCUCCCCGGGGAUUUGCGAUGGCCGCACUGCGGGGGAUGGAUGCGCCCAGAGCACGGAGCAGGACCCGGCCGGGGCCGGGAGGAGCGGCCAGGGCAGCACGGGCACAGCCCGGAGCCUCAGCGUCACCUCCAGCCUGGGGCUGCUGCUGGCGGCGGGCGAGGCGGGCUCGGACACCUCCUACUGCUUCUCCUCGGUGGCCAAGAUCCAGGUGGAGGAGAAUUUCAUCCCGGAGCGCCGCGACAAGGACAGGGGCAGCUCGCCCGGGCCUGGCCUGCGGGGCAAAGUCUACGAUUACUUCGUGCAGUCCGUCUCCGAGUCCGUGUCCAGGACGUCCCUGCCCUUCGUCCCCGCGGGGACAUCCCAGAGCCGGGGCCAGGCCGAGCCGCAGGGCUCCGGAACCCAGCGGGACAAUCCAGCUUUGGGAAUUCCCGAUCCCAACUCCUCCAGAGCUGCAGAGGAGGCCACGGAGAGACCUCCCGAGCCGCCCUCCCCCGGCCGCAGCGGCAGCACCCUCGGGAUCGCGCCCCGGCUGCCCGGCGGGGCUCCAGCUGCGGCUCCUGAGCCCUCCCAAGGGUCUCCGCCCUCCCGGGUGCACCUGGGGAACUGCUCCGAGGUUCUGCGCUGGGCCAAGGCGCGGCAGCUGCGGGCCCUGCAGGACGAGGCUCUCCAGGUGAUGAGCCGGCACCUGCUGCAGGUGCUGCGCUCCCCGCACAUCUACGGCCACCUCAACGCGGGCGAGCGGGAGCUGCUGCUGCGGCUCCGGGGCCGCGGGAGGCCGCGCCUGGUGGUGGCCGAUGUCCCCCCGGCCGAGCCCGGCCACCGCCCCGGCCGCCUCUGCUACUACGACGAGGACGAGGACGGCUGGCGCCAGCUGUGCCCGCUGCCGGCAGAGGUGGCCGGGCGGGGCUGCGCCGUGUGCCCCAUGUUCAAUUACCUGUUCGUGGUGCCCGGCGGGGAGGGCGCGGGCCGGGCGAGGAGCCCCUCCCGCCGCGUGCUCUGCUACGACCCCCUGCGCGACACCUGGCGCGACAUCUGUCCCCUGCGCCAGGCGCGGCCGCGCUGCCGGCUGGUGGCCCUGGACGGCCACCUCUACGCCAUCGGGGGCGAGUGCUUGGCCACCGUGGAGCGCUACGAGCCGCGGCGGGACCGCUGGGCGUUCGCCGCCGCCCUGCCCAGGGACACCUUCGCCGUGGCCCACGCGGCCACCGCGUGCGACGGCGACAUCUACGUCACCGGGGGCACCCUGCGCUCGCUGCUGCUGCGCUACGACGCCCGCAGGGACAGCUGGGCCACCGGCCCGGCCGUCGGCGACCAGGACGGGACGGCGGAGCUGCUGAGCGCCCACGGCUUCCUGUACCGCUUCCAGCUGCGGCGCGGCGCGGGUGGCACCGAUGUCGCCGUGUCGCGGUGCAGCGCCAGCGCCGGGCUGUGGUACCGCUGCGGCAGCCGCGCCCUGCCCGAGCCCGCCGCGCUGCGCGGAGCCGCCCUGGGCGGCCUCGUCCACUGCCUCGGCCGCGAUUUCCACCUGCGCUUCCUCGCCGACCCCGUCUCGCCGCGAUUCGGGGCCAAGGAGCUGCGGCCCUUCCCGGCGCCCCACGGCAGCCUCCUGCCCGCCGUGCUGGUGCUGCCCGAGCGGGGCGCGGAGCCCCCGAGGCUCUGAGGGGUCCCCAGGGAGCCCCCAGCUCCGGCCGUGCGAUCCAAGCCCUCCACAGACCCAGCCUGUUACCAUUCCCCUGAUGCAGGAAAGGACCAAACCCUUGGGUUAGGCCUCUUCCCACUCCCCAGGAUGCAGGAAAGGAUCAAACCCUUGGAUUUGGCCCCUUCCCAUUCCCCAGGAUCCAGGAUGGAUCAAACCCUUGGAUUUGGCCUCUUCCCAUUCCCCAGGAUCCAGGAAAGGAUCAAACCCUUGGAUUUGGCCCCUUCCCAUUCCCCAGGAUCCAGGAAAGGAUCAAACCCUUGGAUUUGGCCCCUUCCCAUUCCCCAGGAUCCAGGAUGGAUCAAACCCUUGGAUUUGGCCCCUUCCCAUUCCCCAGGACGGAUCAAACCCUUGGAUUUGGCCCGUUCCCACUCCCCAGGAUCCAGGAUGGAUCAAACCCUUGGAUUUGGCCUCUUCCCACUCCCCAGGAUCCAGGAUGGAUCAAACCCUUGGAUUUGGCCUCUUCCCACUCCCCAGGAUGCAGGAAAGGAUCAAACCUUUGGAUUUGGCCCCUUCCCACUCCCCAGGAUCCAGGAUGGAUCAAACCCUUGGAUUUGGCCCGUUCCCACACCCCAGGAUCCAGGAUGGAUCAAACCCUUGGAUUUGGUCCAUUCCCACACCCCAGGAUGGAUCAAACCCUUGGAUUUGGCCUCUUCCCACUCCCCAGGAUCCAGGAUGGAUCAAACCCUUGGAUUUGGCCCGUUCCCACUCCCCAGGAUCCAGGAUGGAUCAAACCCUCGGUCGCUGCCGGAGCCGCAGCCCGGAGGCUCCAGGAAGAGCCGGGAGGGGCUGGGCGGACUCGUUUGCUCAGGGGAGUUUAAACCGGGUCGUGUUUGUUUGGGUGGCAGCAAAUCCCGGAUCCCCGCGGGCUCCAGCUGUCCGGGACCUGAUUUAGGACCUGAUUCAGACCUGGCUUAGGCUCCAGCUGCUGAACCUUGACCCGGACACGGGUGGGGUGGUUUAGGGUGGAGGUGGGGUCCCCAAAGCCUCGCUGGGACACCUCACCUGGCUCAGCCCUUUCUGGGGACGGAGUUCGGGGCUGGCCUCGUUAUCUCUCAUCUCCUUAUCUCGUUAUCUCUCCCCUCCUCCUCAGAGCUCUAUUCUCCGUAUUUAAUCUCUGUGUAAAGCGGCGCCGGGGGUUUAGGCACAGCUGGGCCGAAAUUAAAGCCAACAUUCGGUGAAAUGAACCCCGCGCCUCGUUUUAAGCCGAGCCUAAUUGGAGGCAAGAGCGAGCUGCAUGUUCGACAUCGCUAAUUAGGCACGGCCGGCAACUCCGGGGAGGCGAGAGCAGCAGCAGCGCUGCAGCAUUCCCUUCUCCCAAAUUUACCAGGAGCAGGGAUCCAGCAUUCCCUUCUCCCAGAUUUACCAGGAGCAGGGAUCCAGCAUUCCCUUCUCCCAGAUUCACCAGGAACAGGGAUCCAGCAUUCCCUUCUCCCAGAUUCACCAGGAACAGGGAUCCAGCAUUCCCUUCUCCCAGAUUUACCAGGAGCAGGGAUCCAGCAUUCCCUUCUCCCAGAUUUAACAGGAGCAGGGAUCCAGCAUUCCCUUCUCCCAGAUUUACCAGGAACAGCACUCCCUCAUCCCCUUUUCCCAGAUUUUCUCAGUUUAGACUCCCCCUCAUCCCCUUUUCCCAGAUUUUCCCAGCUCAGACUCUCCUCAUCCCCUUUUCCCAGAUUUUCCCAGCUCAGGCUCUCCAUCAUCCCCUUUUCCCAGAUUUUCCCAGCUCAGACUCUCCCUCAUCCCCUUUUCCCAGAUUUUCCCAGCUCAGACUCUCCCUCACCCCCUUUUCCCAGGUUUUCCAGGAAUUCCCUGCUCAUCCCACAAUUCCA